AUGAAAGUCCAUGGACAGUCGGAAGGUCCAUGGACAGUCGGAAGGUCCAUGGACAGUCGGAAGGUCCAUGGACAGUCGGAAGGUCCAUGGACAGUCAGAAGGUCCAUUGACAGUCGGAAGAUCCAUGGACAGUCGGAAGGUCCAUGGACAGUCGGAAGGUCCAUGGACAGUCGGAAGGUCCAUGGACAGUAG
This is a messenger RNA of Clunio marinus, 192 nucleotides long. Lineage: Eukaryota; Metazoa; Arthropoda; Insecta; Diptera; Chironomidae. The record is from the annotation of a GenBank genome assembly.